Molecule: messenger RNA, 1158 nt
Organism: Chrysochloris asiatica (Cape golden mole)
Lineage: Eukaryota; Metazoa; Chordata; Mammalia; Afrosoricida; Chrysochloridae
Product: relaxin-3 receptor 1-like
Exons: 1
Coding region: 1-1158 (385 amino acids)
Biological process (GO): immune response; G protein-coupled receptor signaling pathway
Cellular component (GO): membrane
Molecular function (GO): G protein-coupled receptor activity
Source: RefSeq, a predicted model, not a curated record
AUGGCUAAUGCGAGGGGCAGCUGUCACAUGGCCCGCGCCUUCGAGUCUGUGAUUCCCUCGAACUGGCGGAAAGAUGUGGCGUCGGGGCUGCCCCCUAACAGCUCUGUGGGCAACGCGUCUGAGAGCUUUCGCUCGACCUGGGGUCCCCACUGUCCGGACUGCCUGGAGGGGGCUACGGAAGUCGGCGCAGCACUGACUCUGCGGGCGCUGAUCGCGGGCGCCUACCUGGCCCUGUGCGCUGUAGGGCUGGUGGGCAACUUGCUGGUGCUAGUUCUGGUCCGUUCCCAGCAGCGGCGGCGCCCCUCGCUGCUCAAUUGCUUCCUCCUCAACCUGGCGGCCACCGACCUGCAGUUUGUGCUGACACUGCCCUUCUGGGCUGCGGACACGGUGCGUGACUUCAGCUGGCCCUUCGGGGGCGUCAUGUGCAAGCUGGUGCUGACGCUCACGGUGCUCAACAUGUACGCCAGCAGCUUCUUUCUCUGCGCCAUGAGCGUGGCGCGCUACCGCGCCGUGGUGGGCGCGCUGCGCCCGAGCCGUCGAGGGGCCCAGCGGGCCGCUGGCGUGUGCUACCUGCUCUGGGCGGCGGCCAGCCUGGCCACGGCGCCCACCGCCCUGUUCGCCACGGCGGCCCGCGUGGGGGGUGAGCCCCUGUGCCUGCUCCGCUUCCCCGACCGCGGCCCCGACUGGCUGGCGCUCUACCACCUGCAAAAGAUCGCCUUGGCCUUCGUGUUGCCGCUGGCUACCCUGGGCACCUGCUCAUUGCUGCUACUACGCUUCCUGCGACGGCGGCAGGCACGCUGGUCGGCGAGGGUGCGUACCCGACGGCACUCCCGGGUCACUCGUGCGUUGGCCUGUGUGCUGCUGGCCUUCCUGCUCUGCUGGCUGCCUAACCAAGCACUCACGCUCUGGGGGGUGCUGAUCAAGCUGGACGCCGUCUGCUGGGGCCGCGCCUAUUUUCUGACACAGACUUACCUCUUCCCUGUCUCUAUCUGCCUGGCGCACGCCAACAGCUGCCUCAAUCCACUACUCUACUGCCUGCUACGCCGUGACUACCGCCGGGACCUUAGAGAGAUGUGCGGUCGUACCAAGGGCUCCGCGGAUCUUCGAUCAGGCCCAGAUGGCCAAGUCCCAGGAUCCGGGCUCUCCAGCCAGAUCUGA